Messenger RNA from Callorhinchus milii (elephant shark), 2227 nucleotides. Its product is annotated as disintegrin and metalloproteinase domain-containing protein 10. Gene Ontology annotation, biological process: membrane protein ectodomain proteolysis; Notch signaling pathway. NCBI's taxonomy places the organism in Eukaryota, Metazoa, Chordata, Chondrichthyes, Chimaeriformes, Callorhinchidae. Gene Ontology annotation, cellular component: plasma membrane. Gene Ontology annotation, molecular function: metalloendopeptidase activity. The record is from RefSeq and is a predicted model, not a curated record. The transcript is spliced from 16 exons. The coding region runs from base 1 to 2100 and encodes 699 amino acids.
AUGUCGGAGAUCAAAUUGCAUAAAGGAGAGAUUAAAAAUGUCAAUGAGCUAAUGAGAGGGUCUGAGGGAGGAAGCCUCAGUCCAUUUAUCAAGCAGUAUGAGGGGCUGUCUUACAGCAGAAAUGCGGUCCACCAGCAGCAUCAACGAGUGAGAAGAUCCGUCUGCAAGGAGGACGCCCUCAUUCACUUGCAAUUCUCCACUCGGCAAAGGCAGUUUUGGCUUCGACUGAAAAGGGAUUCUAGCAUGUUCACUGAAGAUUUUAUAAUGAAAGGCAAAAAUCUCCCAGGAAAUGGUGACUUAUCGCAUAUCUAUUCUGGGGAACUCCAAGAUGAGGCUGCAUCCUAUUGCCAUGGGUCAAUAAUUGACGGACGAUUCGAAGGAUUUAUUCAAACGCAGACGGGCAGAUAUUAUGUGGAACCCAUUGAACGGUACAGCAAGGGAGAGGACUUUGCCUUUCACUCGCUCAUUUACCACCAGGACGACAUCGUUUACACCAAUCUGACCGGUCAGAGAGAGUGGUGCCUGAAUGAGUCAGCAUUUGGUGCGCCACAUCAGUAUCAACACGGCUUCCAAGAAGAGAAUCAGAAAGCAGUGAGCACGAGAGCGAAGCGAGAGGUUGACUACUCACGGACCACGUGUUUGUUGCACCUACACGCGGACUACCAGUACUUCAGGCGAAUGGGAAGCACAGAGGCCGUCACUGCGCAGAUCGCAAACUACCUGAAGGCGGUGAAUGAUAUCUAUCAGUUUGUUGACUUUGAGGGUAUUCGCUUCAUCAACUUUAGAGUUAAAGCUCUGACUAUCGACUCUGAGGAAGAUAACUUGAACCCAAUGCACGCCCGCUUCAUUGGCGUGGAGAAGCUGCUGAUUUUACACUCGGAGCACAACUGGAACGAGUACUGCCUGUCAUACCUACUGACAGCCCGAGACUUCGGGAAGACGUUAGGAAUCGCGUGGGUAGGGUCCCCUGGGAAUUACGGUGGGAUUUGUUCCCGAUACGGACCCAGUGACAAAAGCGCAUUUGAGGUUACGCUGAACACAGGCCUGAUCACGCUGCAGAGAUUCGCAUACUAUCUCCCUCUGCGGCUAGUUCACAUUGUCCUGGCUCACGAAUUGGGCCACAGUCUGGGAUCACUGCACGACCUGGGCGAGGAGUGCAUCCCACCGGAAUCGUCGAGCCUCCAAGGGAAAGGUGGUAACUUCCUGAUGUUCCCUCAUGCGUCUGAUGGCCGGCAAUACAACAACAACAGGUUCUCUCCCUGCAGCAUCCGGAGCAUCAGCAAACUCCUGAAGGCAAAGAAAGACGAGUGCUUCUCGGAAAACGACAGCCCGAUCUGCGGGAACCGGAUCGUCGAGGAGGGGGAACAGUGCGACGUCGGGGAGAAUAGAGAUGACCCGUGUUGUUUCGGCGCUGGCCACAUGCAGGGGGCUUCCUGUCGACUGAAGCCAGGGAAGCGAUGCAGUCCGACCCAGGGUCCCUGUUGCAGCCACGAGUGCGUCCUGAAGGCUCGCCACCGACAGUGCAGAAAGGAGACCGAGUGUGCUUCCGACAGUUACUGUGACGGAGUGUCAGCCACGUGCCCGGACUCUCCUCCCAAAGCCAACCACACCCCGUGUCUAAAGGGAAAACGCCUGUGUCUGGACGGGCAAUGUUCCGAGUCGCUGUGUGUAAAGCAUGGGCUGGAGGAAUGCAACUGUGGGACUGUGUUCAUGCAGGAGAAAUGCUAUCUUUGCUGCAGCACACCAGGAGAUCCUGGCACGUGUGCCAGCACUUCAUCUGUCCUGUUGGCUGAGUACUUCAACAGGAGCUUGCUGACGCUGCCGCCUGGCGCCCCCUGCAGGAACAAGCAGGGUUACUGUGACGUGUUCAGUGUCUGCCGGCUUGUGGACGACGAUGGGCCCAUCGCCAAACUGAAGAACGCCAUCUUCGACCCUGAGGACUUUGAGGGUGUAGCGGAGUGGAUGAAGACUCAUUGGUGGGCCAUUCUCUUAGCCAUCCUGACCCUGGGCGGCAUGAUGGCCAGCACAGUGUUUAUACUCGGGAGGACACUGGAUAGUAAGCAAGGGGAGCAGGGGAUGGAGCUGCAAGUUUGGGAAUGACAAGCAGCUCUUGGUGACCUAUGAGACAUUCCAGAGUCCAACUGAACAGAAGCAGAUGGAUGGAGGCUACAGGCUCUUAAACACCGACGUGCCCAGCCGGCAUUGUCAAGCGCCUUGAGACGUGCUC